Molecule: messenger RNA, 1794 nt
Organism: Nannizzia gypsea CBS 118893
Lineage: Eukaryota; Fungi; Ascomycota; Eurotiomycetes; Onygenales; Arthrodermataceae
Product: STE/STE20/YSK protein kinase
Exons: 6
Coding region: 1-1794 (597 amino acids)
Biological process (GO): protein phosphorylation
Molecular function (GO): protein kinase activity; ATP binding
Source: RefSeq, a predicted model, not a curated record
AUGGCGGACGAAAGUGGGAUGGCAGCGAAGUACCAGAUGCUGGAGGAGCUUGGAAGUGGGAGCUUCGGGACUGUUUACAAAGCAAUUGACAGAGCGACAGGCGAGAUCGUUGCUAUCAAACACAUUGACCUCGAGUCCAGCGAUGAUGAUAUCCAAGAAAUUCAACAGGAGAUUACCGUUCUGUCGACCUGCGCCAGUCCUUACGUCACGCAAUAUAAGACCAGUUUCCUCCGAGGAUACAAAUUAUGGAUUGUAAUGGAAUAUUUGGGAGGGGGGUCUUGCCUGGAUCUGCUCAAACCAGGCGUGUUUAACGAAGCCCACAUCGCAAUCGUCUGCCGUGAAUUGCUUCUCGGCUUAGACUACCUCCAUCAAGAGGGCAAGAUCCAUCGCGACAUCAAGGCAGCGAAUGUCCUUCUUUCACAUACCGGGAAGGUGAAGCUAGCAGAUUUUGGAGUUGCUGCCCAACUCACCAACAUCAAAUCACAACGCAACACUUUUGUCGGAACCCCGUUUUGGAUGGCACCGGAGGUCAUUCAACAAGCUGGAUACGACUUCAAAGCUGACAUCUGGUCCCUUGGUAUUACGGCAAUGGAAAUGAUAAACGGCGAGCCCCCGCAUGCCAGUACACAUCCGAUGAAGGUAUUGUUCCUGAUACCAAAGGCAUCGGCCCCACGGCUAGAAGGUGCAGCCUACAGCUGGCAACUCAAAGAUUUCAUUGCACAAUGUCUUGAGAAAGAUCCGGAUAAGCGCCCUACCGCGAAGGAGCUCCUGAAACAUAAGUUUAUCCGUAGCGCUGGCAAGACCGAGGCUCUUCAAGAGCUCAUACAACGGCGACAGGAAUGGGAAGCUACAAAGGGCCUUGCAGCUAAUAUUAAAUAUUAUGCGGAACCAAUGGAUACGAUCACAAAUAAAAGUACGGAUGAUGAUGCCUGGGUGUUCGACACAAUAAAGCCUGGUGCGGCAACUCCGUCAAAGGGCUUGCAUAUAAAGAAUCAACCUUCAGUUCCGAACACAGAAGAGGCUUCCGAACCAUUGGAAUCUAUGCACAAUCUAACCUUGGAAAGUGAAUUUUCUGGUCCAAAACCCGUCGCAAACUCAACCGUUCGUCGCACCCGCGGUACAGUAGCUAGGACGCCGUCGAAGCGCUCCACUAGACGCCGAUCAAGUAGUGUCAAGCAACCUCUAGGUUUGGAUAUGACAUUUGGGAACUCACCUUCGACCGUGAGACAAUUCCGUCGAGUUUCCGAUAGACAAAGCUCUCUUGACAAUAAUGCCGGGUUUGUUCCUGGGAUGAAUGAAAAUUCUGUGCCUAAAACGCUAUUCACCGAGCCCAACAGCAAAGAAGCAAUCUUAGGUCGGAGAAUGUAUAACUCUGGCAUUGGGCUUACCUGCCAGGAAGUUCUAGCAAAUACCAGCGAUCAAGAAAAGCGAGAGGCAAUAUCGCGACUAGCCGAAGCUUUCAGUGAUCUCGAAAUGAUCGACCCUGAAGGGCUAUAUCACAUUGUUAAAUCCUCAUUUGAGAAAUUACAGGCUGACCCAAAAAUAUCAACCGUGCUUCCAAAGCCAGCCCCAGAGACGCCACAAAAGCCAAAGCUGGUCCUUGCUCAGAACAAUCCACAUCUAAAAAGCCACAGACGACGGCAAUCCGCUCAGGUUCAGUCAGAACACAACUGGAAUUCCGGAAGCCCCAUACCUGGCCAACACCCGGUUGGAAUGGAGCAUACUAAGCAGCUUGCCGAUGUUCUAUACACCCGCUGGACUGACGGGCUCCGAAACAGAUGGCCUGCCGUAUAA